Molecule: messenger RNA, 2343 nt
Organism: Dacryopinax primogenitus
Lineage: Eukaryota; Fungi; Basidiomycota; Dacrymycetes; Dacrymycetales; Dacrymycetaceae
Product: Metallo-hydrolase/oxidoreductase
Exons: 10
Coding region: 1-2343 (780 amino acids)
Biological process (GO): mRNA 3'-end processing by stem-loop binding and cleavage
Cellular component (GO): mRNA cleavage and polyadenylation specificity factor complex
Molecular function (GO): RNA endonuclease activity; RNA binding; 5'-3' exonuclease activity
Source: RefSeq, a predicted model, not a curated record
AUGGCGACUUCGCUCACAGAGCCGAAGCUGUCUAUCACGCUGCUGGGUGCAGGACAAGAGGUCGGUCGUUCUUGCUGUGUUAUCCAGCAUGCGGGCAUCACCGUAGUGUGCGACGCUGGAGUGCAUCCUGCGUUUCAUGGAAUGGCGGCUUUGCCGUUCAUCGAUGACUUGGACUGGAGUACAGUCGACGCCUUGUUAAUUACGCAUUUUCACCUCGACCAUGCAGCCAGUCUGACUUAUAUUAUGGAGAAAACCAACUUCAAAGACGGGAAAGGGAAGGUGUACAUGACCCAUCCAACCAAAGCCGUCUACAGGCUCAUGAUGCAGGAUUAUGUGCGGAUGAGCGCCGCCCAGUCAACAUCCGCCCCUCCCCUGUUCACACCGUUGGAUCUCAGUAUCACCCUCCCGCUCAUCAAUGCCGUCUCCUUCGCAACAACAACAACAGUCAUACCGGGUCUUUCUUUUACGCCCUAUCCUGCCGGGCAUGUGCUGGGCGCCUCGAUGUUUCUCAUCCAGCUUGCGGAUCUACGGAUCUUGUACACCGGCGAUUACUCGAGGGAAGAAAGUCGGCAUCUCGUCCGUGCUGAGGUGCCACCUGGUGCAGGCAUUGAUGUGCUGAUCAUUGAGAGCACGUUCGGGGUACAAAGCACAGAAGGGCGAAGAGAGAAGGAAGAGCGGUUUACGUCGCUCAUCCAUCGUAUCCUCAUGCGCGGCGGUCAUGUACUGAUGCCCGUGUUUGCUGUUGGUGGUGCGCAAGAACUCUUGCUCAUUCUGGAUGACUUCUUUGAGAAGCACCCGGAACUGCACAAGUUCCCUAUCUACUACGCAUCCGCCUUGGCGAGGAAAUGCAUGGCGGUCUACCAGGGCUACGUCCAUGUUAUGAACAACAACAUCCGGCAGCGGUUCGCAAACAACCAAAAUCCCUUCGUUUUCAGGCACGUCUCCCACAUCCCCCGCUCAAGCGGGUGGGAAAAGAAGAUCGGAGAGGGUCCGCCUUGUGUCAUUCUUGCUAGUCCAGGUAUGAUGCAGAGCGGUGCUAGCAGAGAGUUGCUAGAGAUGUGGGCGCCUGACCGGAGGAACGGGAUCGUCCUGACGGGUUAUUCCGUGGAAGGAAGCAUGGCGAGAAACAUCAUGAAUGAACCUGACGAAAUCAAUGCCAUGAAGGGCACGCCGAUUCCGCUGCGUUGCACAGUUGACAACAUCUCGUUCUCGGCACACGUCGACUACGCUCAGAACCGCGAGUUCAUCGAGGCAAUCGGAGCACCGCAUGUGGUGUUGGUUCACGGUGAACAAUCACAAAUGUUCCGACUCAAAGCUGCUCUCCAAGCUGGAUACAAGGAGCGAAAUGAGCACAUCACCAUUCACACCCCGAAGAACUGCGAGACGCUCGAGCUCAUAUUCCGCGGAGAGCGUGUUGCCAAAGCCAUCGGCACACUGGCGGAACAUGCGCCACAAGCUGGUGCGCAGUUAUCUGGAUUACUGGUGUCGAAGGACUUCACCUACACUUUGCUGGAUCCGCGAGACUUGAGAGACUUCACUGGUCUUAGCACGAGCACCAUCGUGCAAAAGCAGAGGUUGUGCAUUCCGGGCUUAACGUGGGAAUUGGUCAAGUGGCACUUGGAAGGACUCUUUGGAUCUGUUACGGAGGGCGUUGACGCGGAAGGGACACGGACGAUGCGUGCCAUGGGCUUGCUGGAUGUUAAGGGGAUGCGUGACGCCGUAAAAGAAGAGCCCACAAUCUCCCAAGAAGAAAACGGAUUCCCUGGAGGCUACAUCGUUCUAGAAUGGGUUUCGAGUGGGAGCAAUGACAUGAUCGCCGAUGCUGCAAUGGCCCUCAUUCACGGAAUUGAUGCAAGCCCGGCCUCUGUGAAACUGACUUCCAGACGGCAUAUCCAUGCCGAUCACGUUCAUGAAAAAGAAGUGCCAAAAGCAGCAGCGAAUCGCCGAUUAACGCAGCUCAUUGAGUUCCUUGAGUUGUACUUCGGACAAGUGCAGUUCUUAGAUGCCCAAGGGAAGGAGAUGGACGAAGAUGAAGACGAAGAGGGAUUAGAGCUGACCGAGCCGGCGUUGCGAAUACGACUCGAUGAGCAGUAUGCCGACAUCAACCUUAUUACGAUGACUGUCAAGAGCGCAUCACAAACAUUCAGGAGGCGUAUAGAGGAUGUGCUGGCGAUGGCGCUUACCACUUAUGGGAGUUUGACGGAGAGCUACAUAUCCGCCGAUAGGAGCGGCUGGGAUGGAGAACAAGACUUCUUCAUCGAUGGAGAGGCUCGCGAGAACGAGGUAAGCAAGGAGAUGGAGCAGGUGUCCAAGGAAGGGGUAGAGGCCCGAAUGAAGGAGUAA